Messenger RNA from Camelus dromedarius (Arabian camel), 2626 nucleotides. It is a transcript of the gene PRELID3B, whose product is annotated as PRELI domain containing 3B. Gene Ontology annotation, molecular function: phosphatidic acid transfer activity. The coding region runs from base 126 to 710 and encodes 194 amino acids. Gene Ontology annotation, biological process: phospholipid transport. Gene Ontology annotation, cellular component: mitochondrial intermembrane space. NCBI's taxonomy places the organism in Eukaryota, Metazoa, Chordata, Mammalia, Artiodactyla, Camelidae. The transcript is spliced from 6 exons. The record is from RefSeq and is a predicted model, not a curated record.
GGCCCGACGGCGCGUGCGCACUGGGCGGCCGGCGGGGUGGCUGGGGAGCGGGGCGGGGGCAAGAGUGGCCUCUUCGCCUCAUUGUGCCCUAGCGCCGCCCGGACACCUCGCAGGCCGCCGGCACCAUGAAGAUCUGGACUUCGGAGCACGUCUUUGACCACCCAUGGGAAACUGUCACAACAGCUGCAAUGCAGAAGUACCCAAACCCUAUGAACCCGAACGUGGUUGGAGUUGAUGUAUUGGACAGACAUAUAGAUCCCUCUGGAAAGCUGCACAGCCACAGACUUCUCAGCACAGAGUGGGGACUGCCUUCCAUCGUGAAGUCUCUUAUUGGCGCAGCAAGAACCAAAACGUACGUGCAGGAGCAUUCUGUGGUGGAUCCUGUAGAGAAAACAAUGGAACUGAAAUCUACUAAUAUUUCGUUUACAAAUAUGGUUUCAGUAGAUGAGAGACUUAUAUACAAACCACAUCCUCAAGACCCAGAAAAAACUGUUUUGACGCAAGAAGCCAUAAUCACCGUGAAAGGGGUCAGUCUCGGGAGUUACCUUGAAGGACUGAUGGCAAGUACAAUAUCUUCAAAUGCGAAUAAAGGCCGAGAAGCAAUGGAAUGGGUAAUACAUAAACUAAAUGCUGAAAUUGAAGAAUUGACAGCUUCAGCGAGAGGGAGCAUAAGGACACCAAUGGCUGCGGCAGCACUUGUGGAGAAAUGAUCAUGAAGGUUGAUGCACAGCGCCCGGCUCCCCAGGUCCCUGGAAGCUGGCAGUGUAUUUAUUUGUUAUUUAAAAAAUACAACCAUAUUUUAGGUAGAUUUUUUUUUAAUAAGCCGAAGAAAGGCUAUGUGACUUGAUCAAAACAAAGAGGUGCAGGGUUUCUAAAUAAAACGGAUCAUCUGAAAUUAGUUUUGUUUGAAAUGACUGUCUCUAAUUUUGAGGAUUCCAGGGUUUAUGUGAAAAUUUAACAAUUUUUGAAAAGUACUUGAAAAUUGGUAUUGGCUUAUUAAAUCUCCUUCAGGUAGACUCUUUAAGCUUUUCACAUUUUGGAAGUCUACCUGGCUUUGGACCAACCCCAGAACAAAGCAGAGCCACCUCUUACAUACACACAAUUGCUCUGAUGCAGUAAACCUCAAGAACUUUCAUGAGGGAACUCACUUAAAAGGAGAAAUUGUUUAAUUUUCAGAAGACAUAUAAGUAAUUUGCUCUGCUAUAAACUACCAUUAAAAAUUAAGUGUUUUAAUUUGGUACUCAACAUUCUUGGAGUAAAAAUUAUCGCAAAAGUAGAAAUGACUCCAACAAAAAUAUCACUUGAUUGUGUUAAAGAGUACUGUAUUGACUUGCCAAAGUCUUGUAACUUAGUAAAGGUAUUACCUUCCUUGGCUUUGUACUUUGUGACUUAGUAUGCUGUGUCGUGGGCUGGUUGUUAACUAAAAAAAUAAAGUCAUUAUUGGAAUUUUGCAGCACUCUAAACAGAAGAACAGCUGUUCACAUCUUUUAGCAUUUCACAUUUGCCUAACUUAUAAAUUGCCAUGUGUCAAAAUCAUGGUUCUGUAAUUGCUAAAGCAUGAUAUGUCAGGUUAUUUGAACAUAAUUACUUUUGAAGUAACUGUGACCAUGAAACAGCUUUUUUUACGUGAAGAGCUGUACAUCAUUUGAAACUACUCAAAUGAUAUCUUGAUCUGAAGCAUAAAUCCCAGGUACUUAAUGUUUUUAAUAAUACUGUGUCGUUGCCGGGGGUGGGACGGUGGAGAAGAAAAAAUAAUAGGGAGAAAAAAGCAUUGACCUAAGCUAACUGCAGCUUUUAUUUAUGGGAAAUCCUUGCUUUAGAUGCCAGAGGGCAGCUGCAAUCUGAAAAACAACCCAGUAAAUGUAUUUUGUUUUGUAUUUUGUAGCAGGCAAUAAAUUAUCAACCACUAAAUAAGAAUAUCUUUGAUACUUGGAAUUGUUGCAGAGUAUUUUUGUUAGAAGGUGGUCAGCCCUUGCCUUUAUUUUACAAUGCUUAAUGUGAUAAACUUCUAGUGUCCGGAUUCCUGUAGAAGAAACCAGUUAAAAUAUGUAUAUAAACCACAAAAAUAGUAUUCCAAACUAUUUUUACAUUACUGGUUUUCUACUUAAAAUAUUGUUUAGCUUACAACUUCUUAAGACAUUUAUAAAAGCAGAUUAAAGCCAGUAAGGUUUAUGAUUAUUUUUUUGUAACCAGAGAUGGUUUUUACAAUUAAAAUAAAAUUUCAGCUAAGCAAAACAUUGCUAAAUACUGAUAUUUGAUAAGUUGCCUUGUAUAAUUUCUGAAAAUUAUACUUGUUCUGAAAGGGGGUAACACCCUAACGAUAAAAGGAUUUCUAAACAAAAUUUUAUCCUGUUUAUUUUUUUUUUACUCUGAUCCAAUGAUAAAAUUCUAUAAAUUUUUAUUUUCCAGCAGUUUCUUCUUUUAGUUAAGUAGCUGGUAGUUUGUGGCUUAUACCUGUUUAAGUACAAGUAACAUAGAAAGCAUUUGCGAUGACUGACCUGGAACAAAGUGCUCAUGGAUUAGAAUUAGACUCGGACUAUGGAACAUAUUUUCCUAUUUUAUUAAAGAUGGAUCUUAUAUGAAUUAAGAAAAAAUUUUAUUGUUAAUAAAAACUUCCUUUUAACUA